Messenger RNA from Sceloporus undulatus (fence lizard), 1069 nucleotides. It is a transcript of the gene SFRP5, whose product is annotated as secreted frizzled related protein 5. Gene Ontology annotation, molecular function: Wnt-protein binding. The transcript is spliced from 3 exons. Bases 62 to 1006 code for a protein of 314 amino acids. NCBI's taxonomy places the organism in Eukaryota, Metazoa, Chordata, Lepidosauria, Squamata, Phrynosomatidae. The record is from RefSeq and is a predicted model, not a curated record. Gene Ontology annotation, biological process: negative regulation of canonical Wnt signaling pathway; non-canonical Wnt signaling pathway; canonical Wnt signaling pathway.
CCCACAUUACGCCCUCCCAGACGGUCACUAAAACAGCACAGAGAGGAGUGUCUGUUGAGCCAUGAUGUCACCUUGCCAGAGGAAUGCCCUGGGUGCCAUGCUGCUGGUGCUGGUCCAGGGUUGGUCACAAUCUGUAAGUCAGGAGUACGACUACUACAGCUGGCCCUCAGACAACUUCCAGCAUGGACGCUUUUAUACCAAGCAGCCACAGUGCGUGGACAUCCCAGCUGACCUGCAGCUUUGCCACAAUGUGGGCUACAAACGUAUGCGCCUACCUAACCUGCUGGAGCACGAAUCCAUGCCUGAGGUCAAGCAGCAAGCCAGCAGCUGGGUGCCCUUGCUGGCCAAGCGGUGCCAUUCGGACACACAAGUUUUCCUCUGCUCCCUCUUUGCACCUGUCUGUCUUGACCGGCCCAUCUAUCCAUGCCGCUCACUCUGCGAAGUAGUGCGUGACUCCUGUGCUCCUGUCAUGGAAUCCUAUGGCUUCCCCUGGCCUGAGAUGCUCAACUGCAACAAGUUUCCCUUUGACAAUGACUUGUGCAUCACGGUGCAGUUUGGAAACAGCCAGGCAACUCAGCCACCAGUGUCAAAGAUCUGCACCCAGUGUGAGAUGGAGCAUAAAGCAGAUGGCAUAAUGGAGCAGAUGUGUUCCAGUGACUUUGUGGUGAAGAUGCGUAUCAAGGAGAUCAAGAAGGAGAAUGGGGAGAGGCGACUGGUAGCUGCUCAGAAGAAGAAAAAGCUGCUCAAGGUGGGACCACUGAAACGCAAGGAUACCAAGAAGUUAGUGCUGCAUAUGAAGAAUGCGGGUGCCUGCCCUUGCCCACAGCUUGAUGACCUCAGUGGCAGUUUCUUGGUGAUGGGUCGCAAGGUGGGUGGGAGAUUGCUGGUCUUGGCCAUUUAUCGCUGGGAGAAGAAGAACAAAGAAAUGAAAUUUGCUGUCAAAUUCAUGUUUUCUUACCCCUGCUCUAUGCACUAUCCCUUCUUCUAUGGGGCAGAUCCUCACUGAGUUUACUACUUAGUCUGAGAUCCUUGCUCACUCUUCUUCAGAACACAUUCUUCUGUGUUUUCA